Nerophis ophidion (straightnose pipefish) is the source of this 6221-nucleotide messenger RNA. RefSeq lists its product as uncharacterized. The transcript has 18 exons. Bases 237 to 1529 code for a protein of 430 amino acids. Gene Ontology annotation, molecular function: single-stranded DNA binding; protein binding. Gene Ontology annotation, cellular component: nucleus. Gene Ontology annotation, biological process: positive regulation of transcription by RNA polymerase II. The record is from RefSeq and is a predicted model, not a curated record. NCBI's taxonomy places the organism in Eukaryota, Metazoa, Chordata, Actinopteri, Syngnathiformes, Syngnathidae.
CCAGCGGACGGUUUCAAGUUCCCCCCUCUGCUGAAACCCUGCCUGAUUUGUGGGCAAUGUUGGGAUGUUAAAAAAAAAAGGAAAUCGGAGCAUAGAGAGAGAGAGAGGGAGAGCGAGAGAGAGAGAGAGAGGGAGACAACACUAACUGGGUAGCUAUGGAGAUAGCAGCUUUUCCUGCUAGCUUUCUUUGACAGGUGCCGAGUGGGAUAAAAUAAAGUCGCCGAGAAGCCUCCACCAUGUACGGCAAGGGCAAAGGAGCCGUGGUCCCUUCCGACAGCCAAGCCAGAGAAAAGUUGGCGUUGUAUGUGUACGAGUAUCUGCUACACGUGGGAGCACAGAAGUCCGCACAGACCUUCUUGUCUGAGAUCCGAUGGGAGAAGAACAUCACGUUAGGGGAGCCACCUGGAUUUCUCCAUUCGUGGUGGUGCGUAUUCUGGGACUUGUACUGUGCAGCUCCAGACCGAAGGGAGACAUGCGAGCACUCCAGUGAGGCCAAGGCCUUCCAUGACUAUAGCGCAGCGGCAGCGCCCAGCCCGGUGAUGGGCAACAUGCCCCCCAACGAUGCCAUGCCGGGCGGUCCUAUGCCUCCAGGCUUCUUCCAGGGACCACCCGGCUCUCAGCAGUCCCCUCACGCACAGCCCCCCCCACACAACCCAAGCAACCCCAUGAUGGGACCGCAUGGCCAGCCUUUCAUGUCACCACGGUACCCAGGUGGACCGCGUCCCGCUCUCCGAAUGCCAAAUCAGCCUCCAGGUGGAAUCCCUGGAUCUCAACCUCUCCUGCCAAACAGUUUGGACCCGACACGGCCACAAGGACAUCCAAACAUGGGCGGUCCAAUGAGAAUGAACCCUCCUCGAGGAAUGGCCAUGGGCCCACAGAAUUACGGGGGUAUGAGGCCUCCUCCCAACUCCAUGGGCGGCCCCAUGCCAGGGAUGAACAUGGGUCCAGGUGGAAGAGGGCCAUGGCCGGGUCCUAACGCUAACUCGAUAGCGUACUCCUCCUCAUCUCCAGGAAACUACGUGGGUCCACCAGGCAGCGGAGGUCCACCCGGAACUCCAAUUAUGCCCAGCCCAGGUGACUCAACUAACUCCAGUGAAAACAUUUACACCAUGAUGAAUCCUAUUGGACCCGGAGGCAACAGACCCAAUUUCCCAAUGGGACCCGGGCCUGACGGACCGAUGGGCGCUAUGGGAGCCAUGGAGCCGCACCACAUGAACGGAUCACUUGGGUCUGGAGACAUGGAUGGCUUGCCAAAGAGUUCUCCUAAUAACAUGGGGGGUAUGAGCAACCCACCCGGAACGCCGCGAGACGACGGCGAAAUGGGCGGCAACUUUUUGAACCCAUUCCAAAGUGAAAGUACCUCCGGAGCAGCCCUGGAGCACGCUGGGACUCUAAUCAAGACGGGCCCUCCGGGAGCGUGCAAGAUGGCCACCGGCCCGAGCAGGAAGCUGUCACAGAGCAACAGGAAGAGCCUCUUCUCCGACCCGGGCCCGAGCCUCCCCGGCUUCCUGUCCGCUUCUAGACAAUGAGGACACACUGGAGGGCGAGGAAGGAGACUGAACGAGGACACAAUGUUGGCUCUCUUCUGGAAACCUCAUCAGAUUUGAGUUUUUUUUUUUUUUUUUUCAAGUUUCGAAACGUGCUGUUGCGAACGGAUCGAACGGACGUGACCUCCCUGACCCUUGACAUUAUUCUCUGUUUGUGUACAUUUUCAACAGAGGUGUUGUGAUAAUCCGUGAAUUUUACGAUUUUUGUUCUCCCCCUAUUUUAUGUAUGUGUUGUAUCAUUGCUGUUUUUAUUUUAAUAUUGUAUUAUUGUUAUUAAUUAUAUUGCUAUGGUAAUUUUUAAAGAUUAGGAUCAAAUUAUUAGUUUUUUUUUUUUUUUACUUUGAAGGCAAAUGAAAGACAUGUAUCUCCAAGUUAGUUUGUUUUCUUUGUAUUCCAAAGAUUUUUGGAAUGAGAUAGGUGAUAAAUAUUAAUACCCACCAAAAAUAAGGAUAAAAAUACAAUUUUUAUUUUUUUCCAUCAACUUUUCCUGUUUAUUUUAUUUUAUUUUUGAAAUACUCUAUUGGCCGUAAAUGUUUUGGGGUAUUGGAAGAAAAUGUAGUGAUGCAUGCUUUUCAACCAAUCCAAACUUUAGUGAUGUGACCACACUGCCCCCUACCGGUAAGACUACAGUACAUCACUUGCUAAUGAAAACUUCUCUCCAAAUUGCGUUUUUAAAUCAGAAAACGCUCCUUUAAUUUUUCUUCCUCUUUUUAAAUACAGUCAAUUAUUUCAAAAAUUGGACAAAAACGCUUAUUAUUAUUUUUUUUUACUUUUUGAGGUGAUUUAAGGAAAAUAUGGAGAUCCAUGCUUUAUUAUGGUUGCCGAUCACAAUUGUGUGUGCACAAAUCUAAACUUUAACGACGUGACGUCACUUCCCCCCUGAAGCUAAGACUACAAUAUAUCCACCAUUUUUUGACAUAUUUUAGAUGAACAUAAAACUACACCAACAUUUGGAUAAAAACACAUCUGUUUGGAAGAUUGUUGUACAUUUUUGCAUAACAUUACAUGGUAAUGAACACAUGUAUCUCCAAAUUGUGUUGUUGUUGCUUUUAACUUUUUGUUUUGGUGCAAAAAAUACCCAAUGUAUUUAAAAAAAUAACCCUUCUGUAUUUUAUUGGCGGGAUUUAAAAAUAAUGGAGAUGCAUGUUUUCACAAGUCAGCAACAAUAUUGUGCGCACAAAUCCAAACACUAAUGGUGUGACGUCACUGCCCCCUCCUGGUCAGACUGCAGUAUAUCACUAAUGAAAAACACAUUUUUUAAUUCAAAACCCCUCCUUUUUUCUUUUUUUUAAUACAGAAAUGUACUCCAAAAAAUUUGGACAAAAACACUAUUUUUUACUUUUUGAGGGGAUUUAAGGAAAAUAUGGAGAUCCAUGCUUUAUUAUAGUUGUGUGUGCACAAAGCUAAACUUUAAUGAUGUGACGUCACUGCUGCUAAGGCUACAAUAUAUCCACCAAUUGGCCUAUUUUUGACCCUCUACUUUGGAUACACAUAAAACUACACCAAAUUCUGUAUAAAACACACUUCUUUAGAAUAUUGUUGUACAUUUUUGCACAGCAUUACAUGAUAAGGAAAACAUGCAUCUCCAAAUUGUGUUGGGGUUUUUUUUUUAUUUGAAAACACUAUUUGUUUUUUUAUGCAAAAAACACUCAAAAAUGUUGUAUAAAAAAACCCAUUCUGUGUUUGUUUUUUUGGCCUGAUUAAAAAAAAAAUUGGAGAUCCAUGUUUCCACUAGUCAGCAGCAACAAUUUUGUGCACACAAAUCCCAAUUUUCAUGACGUUACGUCACUGCCCCCUCCUGGUCAGACUGCAGUAUAUCACUAAUGAAAACAUGUAUCUCUGAUGUAAUGAUGUGACGUCACUGCUGCUGAGACUACAAUAUAUCUACAAAUUGGCCUAUUUUUGACCCUCUAUUUUGGAUAAACAUGAAACUGCACUGAAAUGUGUAUAAAACACACUUCUUUGUUAGAUUGUUGUACGUUUUUGCAGAGCAUUACAUCAUAAUGAAAACAUGUACCAGUAUCUCAAAAUUGUUUUUUUUCUCAUUUGAAAACGUUAUUUGUUUUUCAUGCAAAAAAUACUAAAAAAUGUUUUUUUUAAAAGACAUUCUGUGCUUUUUUUUGGCCUGAUUUAAAAAAAAGAAAAGGACAUCCAUGUUUUGAGUAGUCAGCAGCAACAAUUUUGUGCACAUAAAUCCAAAUGUUAAUGUUGUGACGUCACUGCCCCCUCCUGGUCAGACUGCAGUAUAUCACUUACUGAUGAAAACAGGUAUCUCUGAACUUUCAUUUUUGAAUUCAAAAACCCUCCUUUCAUUUUUUUCAUUUAUUUUUUUGGAUACAGAAAUUUACUCAAAAAAUUUUGGAGGAAAACACUAUUUUUUUAUUUUUUUUUUGUUUAUUUUUUUUAACUUUUUGAGUGGAUUUAAGAAAAAUAUGGAGCUCUUUAUUAUAGUUGUGUGUGCACACUGCUAAAUUUUAAUGAUGUGACGUCACUGCUGCUAAGACUACAAUAUAUCCACCAAUUGGCCUAUUUUUGAUCCUCUAUUUUGGAUAAACACAAAACAAUAAUAACACAAUUGUUUGGAAGAUUGUUGUAAAUGUUUGCAUGAUAAUGAAAACAUUUAUGUCCUUUUUUUUUUUUUUUUCAUUUGAUUACCCUUUUUUUUUGGUGCGAAAAAUACCCCAAAAAAUUUACAAAAACAUUUUGUUCUUUUUUUGGAGAUCCAUGUUUUUACUAGUCAGCAACAAUUUUGUGCGCACAAAUCCAAAUUUUCAUGACGUGACGUCACUGCCCCCUCCUGGUCAGACUGCAGUACAUCACUAAUGAAAACAUGUAUCUCUGAUGUAAUGGUGUGACGUCACUGCUGCUAAGACUACAAUAUAUCCACAAAUUGGCCUAUUUUCGACCCUCUAUUUUGGAUGAACAUGAAACUGCACUAAAAUGUGCAUAAAACACACUUCUUUGUUAGAUUGUUGUACGUUUUUGCAGAGCAUUACAUGAUAAUGAAAACAUGUAACAGUAUCUCCAAAUUUUUUUUCAUUUGAAAACGCUAUUUGUUUUUUAUGCAAAAAAUACUCAAAAAUGUUGUUGUUUUUUUUUAAAACAUUGUGUGCUUUUUUUUUGGCCUGAUUUUUUUUUUUAAAUGGACAUCCAUGUUUUCACUAGUCAGCAGCAACAAUUUUGUGCGCAUAAAUCCAAAUUUUAAUGACGUGACGUCACUGCCCCCUCCUGGUCAGACUGCAGUAUAUCACUUACUAAUGAAAACGUGUCUCUGAACUUUCAUUUUCGAAUUCAAAAAACCCCCUUUCAUUUUGUCUUUUUUUGGGGAUACAGAAAUUUACUCGAAAAAAUUUGGACAGAAACACAAUUUUUUUAUUUUUUUUACUUUUUAAGUGGAUUUAAGAAAAAUGUGGAGAUCCAUGCUUUAUUAUAGUUGUGUGUGCACAAAGCUACAUUUUAAUGAUGUGACGUCACUGCUGCUAAGACUACAAUAUAUCCACCAAUUGGCCUAUUUUUGACCCUCUGUUUUAGAUAAACACAAAACAAUAACACAAUUGUUUGGAAGAUUGUUGUAAAUGUUUGCAUGAUAAUGAAAACAUUUAUCUCCUUUUUUUCCUUCAUUUGAUUACCCUUUUUUUGGUGCAAAAAAUACUCAAAAAUGUUGUUUACAAAAACAUGUUGUCCUUUUUUUUGGAGAUCCAUGUUUUUACUAGUCAGCAACAAUUUUGUGCACACAAAUCCAAAUGUUAAUGAUGUGACGUCACUGCCCCCUCCUGGUCAGACUGCAGUAUAUCACUUACUAAUGAAAACGUGUUUCUCUGAACUUUCAUUUUUCUUCCUUUAAAAGGACUGCAAAAACACUAUUUUCCAUACUUUCUAAUCAUAAUUAUGUGUGUAAAAAUUUAAAUUUGAAUGCUGGGACGUCACUGCUCUUUGCUGCUAACCAAUUGGCGUAUUUUUGACCCCCCCUUUUUUUUUUUUUUUUUUUUUUUUAGAUAAACAUAAAACUACAUCCACAUUUGGAUUGAAACACAAUUGUUUGGAAGACUUUUGUACAUUUUUGCAUUGCAUUAUUAGAUGAUGAAAACAUGUAUCUCCAAACAGUGUUUUAUUUAAAAACGCUCAUGAUUUAUUUAUUUAUUUUUUGGGCGGGAGGGUCCAAAAAUACUCUCAAAUUUUGUACAAAAAAACGACUUUUUUUUUUUUUGGGGCAAGAUUUUUGAGAACAUUUGGAGAUGCAUGCUUUUUACUAGUCAUGCACGCACACGUGUCCAAGUGGUAGACAUGGAUGGAUGGAUGGGAAUCCAAACUUUAAUAUGACCUCAAUGAUAAAACUGGUUUUAUUGAUUGAUUAAUUGAUUGAUUGGUUGAUUGAGACUUUUAUUAUUAGAUUGCACAGUACAGUAGAGAUUCCGUGCAAUUGACCACUAAAUUGUAACACUUGAAUAAGUUUUUCAACUUGUUUAAGUCGUUUCCAAGUAAAUCAAUUCAUGGUUAGAUUAGUUGUUUUGUUGUUGCCUAGCAACAAAUAUUAUUGAAAACAUGUAUCUCCAAAUUAGGGUGUUUUUUUUUUUUAACGCUCUUGUUUUCUUUAUUUUUUUCUUUGUCCAAAACAUUUUGAUUCAAAUCGACAUGUUCUUUGAUGUUUGGAAGAUUAAAAAAAUGGAAAUACAA